Salvia hispanica is the source of this 1736-nucleotide messenger RNA. RefSeq names its product protein BIG GRAIN 1-like A. NCBI's taxonomy places the organism in Eukaryota, Viridiplantae, Streptophyta, Magnoliopsida, Lamiales, Lamiaceae. Gene Ontology annotation, biological process: auxin-activated signaling pathway. The record is from RefSeq and is a predicted model, not a curated record.
UCUCUCUCUCUAAAUAAAAUCACUCUCUCUCUAUCUCUCAUAACAUAAGCGUGCUGGCAAGCUUUGAGUAGACGCUGCGCCACUCCUCCUCCUUCCCCACAUCAAAUGAGUGCUCUUGUUUCAACUCUUUUAGCUAUUCAUCCCAACUCUCUGUGAAUGACUGAAUCCAUAACUCCUCCUCAUUUGUCUCUUUCCUUCAAAUCAUCAUUGUGUUUGUCUCUCUCUCUGCAGCUUUUGGCUCUCUUCAACCAGACAAUAAAGUUCUCCUUCCUUGAUUUCUCUUUUUUCUCUAUAUAAAUCGAUCAUGGUGGAGAGGUGUGGUUACCGAAGGGAGACUGAAAUCUCGCAUUUCAAUUCCUCCAAUUCGAAUUCCAAUUCGAAUUAUUCGUCGUUUUCCUCGAGCUUGCUUGAUGCGAUCUAUCGAUCGAUUGACCAAGGAGACGAGGAGAUGGUGAUUUACGGUGAAGGAAUGAGGAAGAAGAGCUGCGAGGGCGCUAACGUGCGCCGCGGAGUGUUUAGGAGUGACGAGGAGAUGGCGAAUUUCCAGCGCGCUUGCAUGAUCGAGAAAUGGAUGGAGAAGAAGGUGAGCGAGAAGGCGGUCGGGAGGAGGAAUUCCGUUGCUGAUUUCCAGGUGAAGAAGCCGCGGAAGGAUCGGGUGAGUUCGAGCUGGAGCUCCUCCGAUUCCAGCGCUGCCGCCGGAUUCUUCUCUUCCUCCGAGGCGGAGUCGUUCCAGGUGCAGCGGCCGAAGCCGAUCCGGACGGGGUUCGAGAAGGGGGAAAUCGGCGGAAAUCGCUCCGGAUCGGAGCAGAAAUCGAAAAUUGAAGGCGGAUUCUCGAAGACGAAGCUGCGUGCGCUGAAAAUCUACGGCGAUUUGAAGAAGGUGAAGCAGCCGAUCUCCCCCGGGGGCAAACUCGCCGGAUUCCUGAACUCGCUCUUCGCCGGCGGAAACAUGAAGAAGAGCAAAAUCGGCGGCGACGUGUCGCCGUCGCUGAAAUCCACAAACGCAUCGACGUGCUCCUCCGCUUCGUCGUUCUCCCGAUCCUGCCUCAGCAAAACGCCGUCGUCUAGAGGCAACCACUCCACCGGCGCGAAGAGAUCCGUGAGAUUCUCUCCGGUCAGCGUCAUCGUCGACGACGAUCGCCGCCACAAAUCACUACAAUCAGAAAUCAACAACAAAUCAUCAUCGAAUCGCGACGUUUCCACGAAGAAUCACAACAACAUGAACAGCAUCAGAAGCGUGAUCAACGAAGAGCUCAUGGCGCACGUCAUGGACCAAAACCGCCGCGUCGAGGAGGUGGCGAGGGAUCUGCUGAGGAAUUACCAGAGGAAAAAUCAAAAUCCUCACGUCAAACACGAGGUUUUCGAUCGAGAUUUCGAUGAAGACGAAGACGAGGAGGAUGCAGCGAGCUACGCGAGCUCGGAUUUGUUCGAGCUCGACAAUCUGUCGGCGAUCGGAAUGGAGAGAUACGGCGAAGAACUGCCGGUUUACGAGACGACGCGGUUUGAUUCCACCGGCAAUGGAUUAAUCUACUGAGAUAAAUUAAUGGUUAAUUAAUUAAGACUUAAGAGUAUUUUGUAAUUUUAUUUUGAAUUAGCAUGUUUUUAUUGGUUUGGGGGUUUACAUGAAGAGAAAUGAAAUUUCUCUCUUAGUAUAUCUGACUGUAAUCAAUUUAAUUUUGUGCAUUAUAGUGUGUUUCUUUGGUAGUGGUAAAUAAAAUAUGUGAAUUUAUCUUGAA